Molecule: messenger RNA, 3243 nt
Organism: Brassica napus (rape)
Lineage: Eukaryota; Viridiplantae; Streptophyta; Magnoliopsida; Brassicales; Brassicaceae
Exons: 2
Coding region: 1-3243 (1080 amino acids)
Molecular function (GO): nucleic acid binding; zinc ion binding
Source: RefSeq, a predicted model, not a curated record
AUGACACCACCAAGAUAUGGACAACGUAAUUCUGAUAACCGCAGAGUCUAUUCAAACCUUGAGGUAACAGAUGAUUCUGCGAUAGCACAAGGAAAUAACCAUUGCUAUGAACACGAACAUGAGUCGACCGGGAGAAAUCCGACGGAUUCACAUAUGGGCUAUGAGCAAGAAGAACGAUAUGAGGAUCUGAGGGAGAGGAAUCAAGCACCUGAUAUGUAUGGAUCAAGGCGGAAUUUUGCAACAACACAUAAUCCAAGGCAGAAUGAAUCUGAGUUCAUGCACCGGGAAAGAACGCCCGAGCCACGUUGUAGGCAAGAACAGAGGACAGCUGGGAGUUCUGAUCCUCUUAUAGUAUUAGUACAAGGCUUGCUAGAUAGACUUGAUCAUAGAACCGGUGAAUUAUCAGAGCGAAGACCAUCCUCCCCUCCUGAUUACCUGAAGAUGGUCACGUUAAUGAAGAAAUUUGGAACCGUUAGAUAUCCUGGAGGAACAGAUCCCUUCGAAGCGUCAACAUGGCUGAGGAAUUUGGAGAAAAACUUUCGGGCGAUCCACUGCCCUGAUAAUUUCAAGAAGGAUGUGGAAAUAUACUACUUGACCAAAGAUGCUUCUGAUUGGUGGGAUAACGUGGAAGAAUACUAUAUGGGAAGAGAGAUCGAUUGGGAAGAUUUUAAAACGGAAUUUGAACGGAAAUACUUCCCACCUGAAGCAAAAGACCGGCUGGAGAUUCAAUUUUUGGAGUUAACUCAAGGCAACCGGAAAGUCAGGGAGUAUGAGGCAGAGUUUACAAAGCUAAGGAAAUAUUCUCCUUAUGGAGCAAGGAAUGAAGGUGCACUAAUUCGAAGGUUUAUAAGAGGAUUGCGAGCGGAUUUGGCUAGCCGACUGCAAGUAGUGAAGUUUCAUAGCCUUUAUGAAUUGGCGGAGAUAGCGGUAAAUGUUGAAGAAGGUAUGGAAAAGGAGCAAGCCAUGAUGAAACAUGCAGAGCCAUCUCGCAGAACUGAAGUGCUAGGAGUACGAAGAAUGAAUAAUAAAGGACAAUUUAAUCGAGGGAGAGGCCAAGGAAGAAGGAAUGACAGACGGUUUACGAAUGGCCCAGAUGUGUGUUACACUUGUGGUGGUACAGGACAUUUUUCUAGCAGUUGUCCUUAUAGUCAGGGAAGAAAAGCCCCUGAUUAUAUUACUUGCUUCUCGUGUGGUGAGAAAGGGCAUUAUGCCAACAGUUGUCCCCAUAAGAGACAAGUUACGCUUCCAGCACCACCCACUAGACUAGCGAUUGAACCAGCCCCGAAGCGCCAGGCAGUUGGAAAGCAAGUGAAUGCUUUAGAGUUAGGAAAACCCGAACCACAACAGCCCCAUCAGGGACCGAUCACAGGAACAUUGUGUGUUGGUGGAGUUUAUGUGCAUGUUCUCUUCGACUCGGGUGCCACACAUAGCUUUGUGAUACCCGAGGUAGUGUCGAGUUUUAAGGGAACCUUUACUAGAGUAAAGGUAGGUGUUUCAGUUAGAAUCCCUGGGAACCAUAACCUUCGUGCCGAUAGUUGUGUACUUGGGAUUCCAAUCUAUGUAGGAUCAACGGUAUAUCCGGCAAACCUGCUAGUUGUUCCUUUAGGACAACACGAAGUGAUUUUGGGGAUGGACUGGCUGUCGAGAUACUACGCACGGUUGGAUUGUGGUCGAGGAAGAAUUACACUUGAAGAAAGAGGACAACCAUCAACAACAUACUAUGGAAUAUGUCCAAGUGCUGGAGUGUCACUUGUAUCUGCCUUAAGAGUUGAGAAAGAUUUGAUCGAGGGCGAGGUAUAUCUUGUAACUCUAACUACCCUUGGAGGAGAAUUGAAUGAAGGGACAAAGUUGGAAGAGAUAGCAGUAGUAAAAGAAUACCAGGAUGCAUUCCAGCCAUUGGAAGGAUUGCCUCCACCACGAAGUGAUCCUUUCACCAUUACAUUAGAGCCGGGAGCAGCCCCAAUAGCUAAGGCACCUUAUCGAAUGGCUCCAGCCGAGCUUGCUGAAUUAAAGAAGCAGUUGCAAGAUUUGAUAGAAAAAGGAUUUAUCAGACCGAGUUCUUCACCAUGGGGAGCACCAGUCUUAUUUGAAAAGAAGAAAGACGGUACCAUGCGGUUAUGCAUCGAUUAUAGAGGGAUUAACAAUGUUACAGUAAAGGACAAGUAUCCCUUGCCAAGGAUCGAUGAAUUGUUGGAUCAGCUUCAGGGGGCAAGCUGGUUCUCAAAGAUAGAUUUGGCAUCGGGAUAUCAUCAAAUCUCAAUAUCAGAGUCCGAUAUCAUGAAGACGGCUUUUAGGACCCGGUAUGGCCACUAUGAAUUUGUGGUAAUGCCUUUUGGUCUUACUAAUGCGCCGGCUGCUUUCAUGCGCUUGAUGAAUGAUAUAUUUCGUGAUUACUUGGAUAAAUUUGUAAUCAUCUUUAUUGAUGAUAUACUUAUUUAUUCCAAGAGUAAAGAGGAACAUGCAGAACACCUCCAAAAGGUGUUGGAGCGAUUAAGAAGCCAUAAGUUGUUCGCCAAGUUUAGUAAAUGUAGUUUCUGGAAAAGGGAGAUUGGAUUCCUUGGUCAUCGAGUGUCAGAGAAGGGAGUUGCAGUAGAUCCUGAAAAGGUUAAAGUAGUUAAGGACUGGCCACGCCCUACCAGCGCUACCGAGGUUCGAAGCUUUCUAGGAUUAGCUGGGUAUUAUCGAAAGUUUGUGAGGAACUUUUCCAUCAUGGCCAAACCCUUGACGAGGCUGACUGGAAAAGAUAUAUCAUUUGAAUGGGAUAAGAAAGAGGAAAAGGCUUUUACACAAUUAAAGGAAGCUUUGACGACAGCACCUAUUCUUGCAUUACCUACUCCAGGAAGACCUUACACAGUAUACACUGAUGCUUCUCGAGUAGGACUGGGUUGUGUACUGAUGCAGGAUGAAAAGGUCAUCGCCUAUGGUUCAAGACAGUUAAGGAAGCACGAGGAGAAUUACCCCACCCACGAUCUAGAGAUGGCCGCAGUGGUAUUUGCUUUAAAAAUAUGGAGAUCCUAUCUUUAUGGCGAGACGAUUCAAAUCUUUACUGAUCACAAGAGUCUCAAGUAUCUCUUUACUCAGUCAGAUUUGAAUUUGAGACAAAGGAGGUGGAUGGAGUUUAUCACGGAUUAUGACUUACAAAUCCAAUAUCACCCAGGAAAGGCGAAUGUGGUAGCAGAUGCACUGAGUCGGAGGAGAAGUGAUACAGCUAUUGAGAAGGACUUAGAAGCCUUAAACGCAUAA